Molecule: messenger RNA, 779 nt
Organism: Temnothorax curvispinosus
Lineage: Eukaryota; Metazoa; Arthropoda; Insecta; Hymenoptera; Formicidae
Product: cyclin-dependent kinase inhibitor 1C-like
Exons: 4
Coding region: 37-618 (193 amino acids)
Source: RefSeq, a predicted model, not a curated record
CUCACGCGCGAGUAUCACGCCAAAGUAUCAUUCAACAUGAGGGCCCUGAUCUGCCUGGUGCUGAUCUCUGCGGCGUUCGCCGCUGAAGAGAAGACGGUCAAGAAGCGUGGCCUGAUCGGCCUAGGUGACUACGGACUUGGUGGUAGUCUUGGUGGUUAUGGUGGUCUUGGUGGAUAUGGUAGCCUUGGUGGUCUUAGUGGCCUUAGUGGAUUGGAUGGUGGAUAUGGUGGCCACAGUGUUGCCAUUGCCGUCAAAGAGAAGGCCGUCGCUGUUCCCUACGCGGUUCCGCAGCCAUUUGCGGUUCCCGUCGAUCGCCCGUACCCCGUUAAGGUUCCGGUUGCCGUCCCGCACCCAGUUCCAGUAGCCGUUCCCGUGCCACAGCCCUACCCCGUGGUCCAGACCAAGACGAUCACGGUUCCCGUAGAGAAGCCUUACCCAGUCACGGUCCCCGUUAAGGUGCCAGUGCCCGUGCCUGCCCCAUACCCCGUCAAGGUUGCUGUCUCCCACCCAGUUCCAGUUCCAGUCGCGGUCCCUCACGCAGUUCCAGUUGCGGUUCCGCAUCCGGUCGUCGUCAAAGAAACGGUUCCCGUUCUCGUUAAGGGCUACGGCCACUACUAGAUGAAAUUCUCCUCAAAAAAGUCACAUACACCCCGCUCCAUCUUAACCCUUUUCCCAGCAUCGCAAAAUCCAUCACGACGAGCGUCCGUUCAAGAGACGCUUCUCUCGUCGUGUAGUAUUUUAAAUUCACGGAAUAAAUCGAUUUUGUAAAUGUUUUCGUA